Paramecium sonneborni is the source of this 1575-nucleotide messenger RNA. The record is from the annotation of a GenBank genome assembly. NCBI's taxonomy places the organism in Eukaryota, Ciliophora, Oligohymenophorea, Peniculida, Parameciidae.
UUCAGAUAUGUAAAGUAGAAGUAGCAGUGAAGACAAAAAAGAGAAAAAAAGAAAGCGAAGCAGAUCAGAUAAGAAAGAUAAAAAAAAAUUAAAAAGUAAAAAAUCUAAGGAAAGAAAGUCUAAGGAGAGAAAAAAGUCAUAAAAAAAGAAAUCUAGUAAGAAGUCAGAAAAGAAGAAAAAAAAGGAUAAAGAAAGAGAAAAAGAAAAAGACAAAGAGAAGGACAAAGAGAAAGAAAAAGAAAAAGAGAAAGAAAAAGAAAAGGAUAAAGAUAAUAAUAAAGUUGAUGCAUCUAAAUAGGUUGAAGAAGGUGAAACAAAAGAAGUAUUUUAAAUUAUAUAUUUUCUUUAGUAAAGAAUUGCAAGAUUAAAAUAAGAAAGAAGAAAAAGAUCCAGAUCUAAUUCUGCUGUCAAACAUUACUAAAAACAAAUUCUAGCCAACAAUCCUGUAGCUAAAUCAAGUAAAUAAUGUUUUUCUUAUCUUCUUUAGAUGCACUAGGCUACGAUAAAUAAGAUUGUUUUUGGGAUGGUUUUACUUGGGUACCUAAAACUAAUUUGCACGAUAAAGUGAGGGAAGAUAAAGAAAAAGUAAUGUCAUUGACUAGUAGAAUGAGAAGAAUUUAAAUUUGCAAUAUACCCACAGGAUUAACUAAUCGAGAUCUUUACGCAGAAUUGAGUAGAUUUAUGAAUAGAAAUUACUUAAAUGACGUUGGAAAUGCUAAACCCAUUUUAUAUUGUCAUCUAAAUGAAAAAGAUCGAACAUGUACAUUGGAACUAUCAUCUGUUGAGGAGUCUAAUCGAAUGCUUAAAUUAGAAGAAAUCAAAUUACUGGAUGAAUCAUGUAAAAUUUUGAGACUUGGAGAUAGUCUAUAUGGUAUUUAAUACAUUCAUAUUUAAUUUAGGUUAAUCUGUUAAUUAAUCAUAAUUAGUAUAAUAAGCUCAUAAUAUGGCCUAAGCAUAAGCAGCCGCAUAUCUUGCUUUAAAAUCCCUAGGCUAUGCCAGAGGAUAGAGGGAAGAAGAUGAAAUUCUGGCUUAGGCAGGUAUCCCAUCCAGGAUUAUAAAGGUUGGAAAUUUCUUAAAUGUUGCUAUGGCAAUAAAUCUCAAUAAAAAUGAAUGGAAUGAAAUGCGAGAAGAUUUAAUUGAAGGUUUUUCUUAAUGUGGUCAUAUUGAAGAUGAUUUUUUUGUUAAACCUUAUUAAGCUGGCCUUGGAGGUAUCUCUUUUAAUUAAAUGUUUUAGCGGAAGCAGGCUCUCUUUUUCUAGUUUAUACAACUAUUGAGGAUGCUUAACGCACAGUGAUAUCAAUGUAUGGUAGAACAUAUAAUUAGAGAGCGUUAAAAAUUAUAUUUAUCAAUGAAUAAACAUAUAUUAGAAGUUACAUCCCAUUAAAAUUAAAACAAUAACCUGAAACUGAAGAAGUGAGAAUUAAUCAAGAAAAUGAUAAUUAUGAUAAUGAACAUUUUGAAAGUUCUGAAGACUAUUUGGAAUAAAUGGAUAAUGGACAUUUAGAGAAUAAUAAUAAAGAUAAAGACAAAGAUAAAGAUAAUUGAUAAAUUUUAUAUAUUUAAUAUUUUGUGGGG